GCGGCGAACCUCUCUCAUUCGGCGCAUGCGCAUCUGCAAGCCAUUGAACGUCAAGCAUUGGACAUACCAUUGGCACAGGCCUUGAUGUCGUCCGCGGUCUCUUUGGCGAUAACUUGCACUCUACCUUUGAUAGUCGACCCGUCGGGUGCCACUUGAUCAGCGUCCUUCACAUUUCUCAUCCUGUGCAAACAAUCAGUACGUAGCUGGUUCCGUGACUGCAGCAGAGGUUACUGCAGAAGAGCCCCCAUCAUAUCUUUCAUCUCCAUAUGCAACUGUGGGUGGAGCGUAGCAUCAGUUUCUGGACCGCUCAAAGAGGGUGGGCCCGGCCACGCACCGCGACAAUCUUCCUGUCGUUGUCCCUCCGCUUCUGUUCCAACGCCCAAACCGCCUUGAACGCCAUCACCGCGACUGAUGCAAUACCGCUCAGGAUAUGCUUCGUCACGAAACGCAAAACCCACCUCCGAUGAACCUAUACCACAAUCAGCGCGACGAUCAGAGUGCACGAACGCAACACACGGAUGUAGCUUCGCGACCUCAUCCAACGCGCUCAUCAGCACCGGCAUCCCCUCCAUGAACGUGUUCAGCCCCUUUUCGAUCACUUGCAUCGCGCCCACGGCAUCCAGCCCUGUCUCGACGCCCUGCACGAAUGCGACGGGCUGUGCGCUGUCAUCCAUCGCGCCAGUCACCGAUUCCUCGACCUUUUUGAGCAUCUGGUCUGCCUUGUUGGCCUUUGGGUCGGCAGAUGCGGAUGCCCAUGCGUCGUUCAGUUUCUUCGAGAGGGCGUCCUGUGGUUCUGGGGGAGCUGCUACAGAUGCCGCUGGGAUGGGCGGCAGAGGAGGGACGCUUGCCGCGCUCGACGUCGAGGAGGAUUGCUUGUGCAGGCUCUUAGAGCUCAGCUUCUUGAGAAGUCGGGGCAUGGACAUGUUGGAAGAGAGUCCUGCCUGCUGGUCUACUACCCCACAGCACUUAAGUUCGCGUUCAGAUUGCGCUGAAGCAUCUUUGUUGGGACUAGCAGUUCCUGGCCAUGGACACUCGGUUGCAAUUCAGUCUGUGGUAUGGAUCUUUCGAAACCCCGGAGCCUGGGGAUGUUCGAGUGCUCAGAUGACCGCUUGCAAUCUUGAAUGUGAUCAACUAUCAGACGCGAAAAGUGAAUCUGAAAGGGACUGCAUAUGCGACAACAUAGUCUGUAUCGAUAAUCCUGUGGCCUCUCCAGGGGCAAAUGUCAAAGGAAUGUUAUCGUUGACAGAUUGCGAAUUGAGAGGUUGGCAAAUUCACAUGCGGUGUCACGGAUCGCCCUCACCGUCCCGACCCCGCGGGCGUCAUCUUCACGGCGGAGUUCAAUCUCGUCCAGACGACGUGCAACUGCACCGGCGGUGCCUGCCUGGUCCGUGAUGGAUCAUGGCUGUGGCCUGGGAUCGCGUCGAUUCCGCCGGGAUUCCAGAAUCCCGGUUACGAUAGCUCGUCCUGGACGGCUGUGACCACGGACGGAAGGUGCGAACGGUGUUGCUCCCUGGGGAGCAGCUGCUGUUUCUCCGUCGACGGGGACCCUGAAUGCUUUUUGUG
Messenger RNA from Mycena citricolor, 1563 nucleotides. Lineage: Eukaryota; Fungi; Basidiomycota; Agaricomycetes; Agaricales; Mycenaceae. The record is from the annotation of a GenBank genome assembly.